AUGGCUUCCCAGGACCUCCAGUGGCUUCUUGUGCGCAACAACUCGAGCUUCAUCGUGAAGCAGAAGGGUCUUGGCCGCAUCUUCUCGCGCGAGCCCCGCAACCUCGUCCAGCUGCACAGCUACAAGUACUCUGGUGUUGUCAACGCCAAGGCUGUCGGCAUUGAGGCCGCCAAGUCGGGCAAGGGCAUCGUUCUGACCACCAAGAACUCGAAGAAGACCCCCUUCUCGAUCAAGUCGACCAAGAACGCCUCCACCAUCAAGAAGGGUGGCUCGCGCCGUGCCGCCGGCGUCGUCUCCAACGUCGUCGCCAAGAAGGGCUACCGUGCCGACCUGACCAAGGUUGCCGUUGUCCGCGCCUCGGCGCUCCUGCGCUCGCAGCGUGGCCGCAAGCAGCCCCCUGCCCGCAAGGUUCGUGGCUCGGGCGCCCGCAAGGUUGUCAAGGUUGAGGAGCCCGUUGCUUAA
This is a messenger RNA of Moesziomyces aphidis, 462 nucleotides long. NCBI's taxonomy places the organism in Eukaryota, Fungi, Basidiomycota, Ustilaginomycetes, Ustilaginales, Ustilaginaceae. The record is from the annotation of a GenBank genome assembly.